Molecule: messenger RNA, 690 nt
Organism: Kwoniella mangroviensis CBS 8507
Lineage: Eukaryota; Fungi; Basidiomycota; Tremellomycetes; Tremellales; Cryptococcaceae
Exons: 2
Coding region: 1-690 (229 amino acids)
Molecular function (GO): protein binding
Source: RefSeq, a predicted model, not a curated record
AUGUCAAAAGCUUUAGUCAGUUUCACAUCUCCCACUGAAAAUGGCACCAAAAUAGCCAUGAUACCUGCAGUGGCGAAUAGAAAAGCUUUUACAAUCAAUCUGGAUUACCAGGCGAAAGAUGCCGAAAUCAUGCUAAUAAGCUCGGAUAAUGUGCAAUUUAAGGUACAUGGGUAUAUGCUGAAAGCGCAUAGCGUGGUCCUUCGAGAUCUUCUGGACGAUCCUCAAAUGAUAUCAUCUCCAAUCCCGAUUGACGUCAGCUCUCGCGAUCUUAAACGAUUCCUGGACCUUAUGUAUGUAGCAAAACCAAUUAUACCAUUUUCAUGGGUCGAGACCAAAACGCUCCUCGACCUAUGCGACAGAUACGAUUGUCAUCUGAUCCACGAACGGAUUCGAACGAGACUUAAUCCACAUGCCGAACAAGCCCCAUGGGAGACCUUUUGUCUUGCAAGUCAUUUUAACGAUUUGGAAUUGGCCAAGAGUUCUUUGGUGUUUAUGGGUAGAGAUUCAAAGAGGAGAUGGUUUAGUAUACGGAUGAUUUCGAUAAAUGAUGCAACUCAGCCUACUUUACCUUAUUUGAUGGGGUUGUUGAGAACCGUGGAUAUGGUUUAUAGAGGUCAGCCACCUAGUCCUGCUAGUAGGGAGGGACCGCAAUGGGAGCUGGUGGCUAGUAAAUUUCAGUUGUUAUCGUAA